AUGGAAGCCCCUGAAUUCAAAAGAUGUUGUUUUUGCUUACCCUUGAGAAGAGGACUGAUUGCUUGGGGAUAUGCUAAAGUGGGACUCGACAUGCUGAUGUUAGCAUACACAUCAUUGAUGUUUUAUUUUUUGGUUCUAUUUAGUUUAAGAUUUGUUUCUACCGAUCUGGUGAUAUACAUAUUUAUUAGCGCUUGCUCACUAAUCGAUAUAUUGUUCAAUAUUGUCUUCAUCGUGGCUGGACAUAAGAAAAGUAUUAAGUUGCUGAAGGUGUCAUACGUGUACAACAUGGUAUGGUUGGGUUUGUUGGCGUUAGGAACCUGCUUCAUACUAUAUUCAGAUAUCGAUUUCAUACAAAAAAUAUGGUCAUACAUCGAAGACCACAGAUACAUAAUAUUAGAAGUGCUUGCAGGAUCUGGACUCGGGAUCAGCCUUAUAUGUACGUAUGGCGAAAUUGGAAAGCUAGAGGAUCAGACACUAGAAAUGCAGUUCACAAAUCACGCAGCCUCAGAAGAACCGCUGUGCACACUUCAGGACGUAUCUGACAGAAACCAGUGCACAGACAAGAAACAAAUCGUGCAAACAGUUUGCACGGACGAGAAAUAA
Molecule: messenger RNA, 603 nt
Organism: Cydia fagiglandana
Lineage: Eukaryota; Metazoa; Arthropoda; Insecta; Lepidoptera; Tortricidae
Exons: 4
Coding region: 1-603 (200 amino acids)
Source: RefSeq, a predicted model, not a curated record